This is a messenger RNA of Amoebophrya sp. A120, 716 nucleotides long. The record is from the annotation of a GenBank genome assembly. NCBI's taxonomy places the organism in Eukaryota, Dinophyceae, Syndiniales, Amoebophryaceae.
GCGUCAAGGGUGUGGCGCCUUUAGGAUGGAGGCGGAUGGGGGCAAAAAGGGCCCGGGCCCUAUCUUGUCGGCGCGAAGCCCACGCGGAGCGCGCGCCGUCUCUGGUCAUGCUGAGAUCCCGGAAGCAGCAGGGGAGAUGUGCCAGCGAGACAGCGGGACACGGGUCCGGAACCAACGGCGGCGCAGACGCGCACCCGUACCGCCUAGAGACGAGCACCGAGCGCCGGAAGAGGUGCGAGGCCUGGGGGUCAGGGGUGCGCUGGGUCUCACCUUUGCGGUCGUUUCUAGGACUGACGGGCGCGCCGGCCCUGUGUUCCACUUGGGCCGCGCCUGUCUUCGUAGCCACGGAGAGGAAAGAACCGCGGUUCUCCCCGCUCCUGCUUGGAUGGAAUUUUUAAGAUUGCCCGGGAAGGCCGUAGGAAAAUUCCUGGACUCGCCGGCGGUUUCCGCGCUGACGAGUAACCUGGUCGCCCCACCUCGCGACCAUUCAAAAGCACAGCGCAACUAUCUACGCAGAUGCCUUCCCGCGUGCGGGGGCAGCAGCCCAGGUCGGAAUCUCAUCUACGCGGUCCCAGAUGGCGCCGGUGAGAGCAACCUGCGCGCCUGCUGAUGACCCGGCGCGAUGCGAUGGGCCAUGCAGAUUAGAAGGGAAAGGCGGGGCGCGGCCUUUUGGCUUUUGUUUCUUCGGGGGCGCAUUGGCUUAGUAGCGAAGGCGG